Plasmodium inui San Antonio 1 is the source of this 2343-nucleotide messenger RNA. RefSeq lists its product as hypothetical. The coding region runs from base 1 to 2343 and encodes 780 amino acids. The transcript has a single exon. The record is from RefSeq and is a predicted model, not a curated record. NCBI's taxonomy places the organism in Eukaryota, Apicomplexa, Aconoidasida, Haemosporida, Plasmodiidae.
AUGUUUGUCUUAAAAAUUGGAUUCUCCAAACUCGAAAAGGGAAGCAGAAGGAAGGGAAUUUUUUUCUUCAAUACCGCAAGUCAGCCAAAUGUCAAACUUCCAAAUAAGUCCGGGGCCACAAAUGAGAAUUGUGGAAAUCAGUUCCAUUUUGAGGGGAAAAUUUCCCCCAAUUUUGAAAAUUUAAAUUUGCAAAAUUUAAAUAACAGGGAAGUGCUAUACUAUCUAGGAUACUGCAGUAAAAAUAAGUUACUAAAAUUGCACCUCUUAAAUUCGACCAUGAAAGAAUUGCACAAUUUAGUGUUAGAUAGUGUAAAUUGCAUUUCUACUGAUUUUCACCAAAAUAAAAAAAAUAUAUUAAAUCCGAAGUGUUACCAGGAGGGGGUGAAAAACAUCCCAAAGAAACCCUUUUUCGACAUUCACGAUUUGGUAAAGGUUUAUUUAAACAUUUGUUACAUUAAUUCAUAUUUUUUUUUAAAGACAAAACGGGAAAAAUAUGGCGACAGCGGUUGCGCUUUUUUCCUCGAAACUUGUGGCAACAAGGAUGAUAAUAAAAAUGGACACAUGUUAAUCAAAAAGGACGCAUGCUUAAAUGAGAAAAAAAAGGUGAAGAAAUGUCUAGGAAGCGAAAGGAAUGGAAACAACCAUGUAGAUAACUUACUCAAAAAAGACAACAUAUUUAUAUACACCAAUAUUGAGAACAAGAACAUGGAAGCGUCUAAUCAGUUUGUAUGCAACGAACAUGUAAAAAAUAUAUUUGACUUGUUAUCCAUUUUUUUUCUUCAAAAUGUGAACAUUCUAAACGACCAUUAUUUGUGUCGAAUUUUUUACGGAUACAAUAAGAGCAAAUUUCUGAAUGAGCGAUAUUUGAACAAUUUAAGUUUUGAGAUUAUCAAAAGGAUAAAAAAAAUCAGGACAUACCAUUUAUACUUAAUAUUGAUGAAUUCGCACUAUCUCAGUUAUGUGGACAAAACAUUUGUAAAAAUUUUACUUAUUCAUAUUGUGAAUAAACUUUCCCAGUUGCCGUGUGAAGCUAUGUGCCAAGUUUUACCCGUCGUCCCGUCAUUCAUUCAGUCGGAAAAACAUACCUACAAAAUUAAUGUCAUAUAUGCGAAGAAAAUUGCCAGCUUUAAUCAAGUCAGUCAUGUUGUUAGCUUGUUUAAAAAGAUGGCACAGUGGAAGAUGAUAUCCCAAAAAAAUAUAUUCCUCACCUUCAGCCAUUUGAACAAAUUUAUGAAAGUCAGAAAGAGGCCCCUCAAGGGGGAUGCCCAAAGCCUAGUUUCGCUCCAUCGGGGGAAAACAAAAGAAGGGGGAGUCACCCCCGAGCCUCCAUCCCAGACGCCGCACGACGAACAAAUGAUAAACAACGUAGUGACAAACUUCGACCCAUUUGAAGGGAGGGUCGCACGAGCCGAUGAUAUAAAAUUUCCACUAGGAGACACCUCAAGGGAGGGAAGCAACCUUUCAGAGGAUUACACCAAUGGUAGAGGGCCCCCUCACAAAGGCAAUGGUAGUACAGCGUCGGCGAGGGGAUUUUCUCCCACGGCGGAGGAAAUGUUUUCAUUUGAACAGGAGCUGAUGAGAUGUAGCAAGACUUCCCCCAGGGAAAAUAACCCCAGCGUAAAAUUUGGCAGUGAAAAAUUUGGAAGUAAAAAAUUUAGAAGUGAAGAAUUUGGAAGUGAAGAAUUUGGAAGUGAAAAAUUUGGAAGAGAAAAAUUUGGAAGUGGAAACUCUGGAAGUGAAGACUCCGGAAGAGAAACCCCCCACAAUGACGACACUCGCGAGGACGCGGCACAGACGCACAAGUGGGACAACCUCGUCUUCAACCUAAAACUCAUCGAAAUGCACCUGAUACACGACUUCAAAAAUAUAUACUGCCUUCUCCCAAGUGAUUAUAAAAACUUCCUUCAAAAAAUUCGGACCCUUCCAUGUAGCGUUAACAAAAAUAUGCAAGGAGAAAAAGAAAUUUACAUUUUAAAGAAAUAUAUGAAAAUGCUAAAUUAUGAAUUUAUUACAUUUUCCCAUGGUCCCUACGUGCUGCACAUUUGUGACCCCUUUUACAAAAUUUAUCUGGAAUGGGAGAGUGGAUGGAAAUUAUAUCCACUGUAUCAGCAAAAUGCGGAAAGAAAUUUCCGAGAAAAUAAAAUAAGUCACCUGAGAAGGGAAGGGUUUAGUGAAAUCCUCAUUUGCCAUGAUGCCUUUGCGAAUUGUCCAAGUGAGGAAGAAAAAAUGAACUAUCUGAGUUCCGUUUUGCAGCACACAAAAUUUUCCAAGUGUAGCCCCAUCAUUUGUGGGGCGGCCGCGGUUGCGCCCCCUCCCGUGAUGCCUCAGGAUAUUUACCUCUGA